CCCGCCGGCGUGGUCGACGAUUUCCCUCAUUCAGCGCUUAUCGCUAUCGACCCACUACGGUUGAUUAAAUCUUUCAAAUAUUUUUCCUCUCAGACGACGCCCUGGGCCGAGGUUCGCGCCCAACUGGGCACCCUCAGGCCUGUUGUCUUAAACGUUGUACCGGGUGAGAGCCUUCAGCGCUCCCCAUUUGUCCGGCCGUCUGUUGUUAAGCCGUCCAGGAAAUGCCUGUAUAGCUUUGGUGGCCAUAAUAUUUUCAUCCAUGGCCAAAUAGACAUAUGGUUGAAGGUUACUCGGGGCUCUAAAUCAAGUAGGUAUAAAGUUACUUUUCAGGUAGUACACACACCUCAUAUUCCAUUGUUGUCCUGCAAAGCUUGUGUAGAUAUGGGUUUGGUUAAAUUCUGUAAAGAAGUAAAGCAAAAUCACCAUCUGCGGCAAAUCUACAAUAAGUCACGUCAAAAAAAAAGACCACAAUCUCACCUGAUGGUAAUUGACGAUGUGGUCUAGGGUGGAUCACUCUAGCCAUGGGUUCUCAUCGCGAACAUUAGGAAACAUUGUUCAAAAAAAUUUCAAUAGAUGACGCUAAUAGUACCGAUUUGUAAUUAAAGUUUCUUUAAAAGCCAAUAAUCGAUAAAUAGGCACUAAAAUUAUGUUUUAUAAUUUAAAAGUUAUACUCCAACCAAAAGUUAAUCAAAGAUAUUGGCAUUUAAUGGAGAUUUUUAUAUUUUUAAAUUUAGUGGUUACUCUAGCGGAUUUACGUCGGAACUACGUCGAGUAUGGAGCUUGUUGAGGGGUUGAACGUUCUCGUUUUUAUUAACGCCAUCUAUAAUUAUGUGUAAGAAGCUCGCUUAAAGUUGCGCCAUCUAUCGUUAAUUAUUGCAACAUCGAUCUAGCUUUGCCACAGAUAAUAAAAUAUUACGUUUUUAAAAGAUUGUGUUUAUUUGCAAAAUACAUUUUAUUGAAUUAAUUAAAUGUUUAGUUGUAAUUCUCAUAAAUUAUGGGAGAUACAAUAUCAAAUUUAAAAAAAAAAUAUAACCUGUAUAAAUAUCAUUUAAAACUAAAUUUGAGAACAAAAAAAAACGCAACUUUCAAAUAACGUACGGUAGGUUAGUAACCUACCUAUGUUUAAAAAUGUUUGUUUUCGUUUGAAUUACGAGUCGAACGCGCCUUCUACGUUUUGUGUAUUGUGGUUUACAAACUAACCCUGGACUGAAAUCGGACUUUGAUUUGGCUUCAUGAAACCUGCUUUCACGUAGCGGCACAGGAACAGUGGUUAUAAAAAAUGACUGCACACAAUUGUUCUUAUUAUAAUUGUACAAAUUCUUCGGAACAGAAGUCAAUGUUCCGUUUUCCGUGGGAUGACGUCAACCGCCUAAAAGUAUGGCUUGAGAAUUGCGGUAAUAUGAACAUUGCCCACUUGCCUGCAGAAAAUUUGCGGUCAAGGUAUUUAUGCAUUGACCAUUUCAAUAUCAAGUAUGUACGAAAUGAGACUGGUCAUAGAAAAAGACUCCAGAGAAGUGCAGUUCCAGAACCAUAUCAGACUCAAGACGUUCAAAAUCGCUCAAGCACUUCCUCACCAGGUUCAUCAGGUACUUUUAAAGUACUGACACCGAAAAAGGUGUACAAAAAUAAACGGCUUCGCGACUGCGAACUUGAAGAGCUCGUGGAGCCGCCAGCAUUAGCAUACCAGUGCAACACGCCGAAGAGAAGACGGUUGUCAAUUACUGAAGACACGCCAAAAUGCAAAGUGUUAAAAAAGAAAUUAGUAUUGUAUCUAACAAUAACAAAAUGUAAUACCUUUUGAAUUAAAGAAGUAGUUUAAUUGAAUA
This is a messenger RNA of Pectinophora gossypiella (pink bollworm), 1826 nucleotides long. RefSeq lists its product as uncharacterized. The record is from RefSeq and is a predicted model, not a curated record. The coding region runs from base 1280 to 1801 and encodes 173 amino acids. NCBI's taxonomy places the organism in Eukaryota, Metazoa, Arthropoda, Insecta, Lepidoptera, Gelechiidae. The transcript is spliced from 3 exons.